CACAUACCUAGUACUUUUUUAAAGGAAAUUCUAGUACUUUCUGGGUCUUAAAAUGUUUGGUAUUUUUUUAAUCAACAUAAGGAAAAUUUUACUUCCUACCCCUACAUUUGCCCUUCUACCCCAACAAUCAUAUUUUUUUGACGAAAUUACCCUUACAUAAAUAGGAAAUUUUUUUCUCAUUUUUCACUUUUUACUGAUCUUGAACAAACACUCUCCUUUUAUCUGUACGAAACACAAACCGGAACACCUUGGAAAACUCUUCCGGUUCAUUAACUUUCCAAACCGGAACACAUUUGGUAAGUGGUCCGGUUCAGAAAAAUACUUCACGGAACACUUUUGGUUUCUGUUCCGGUGCGUUCGCUUCCAAACCGGAACACAAUUUGGAACUCUUCCGGUUUGUUGCCUAUGAUACCGGAACGCUUUUGAAAUCUGUUCCGGUUUGUUUUCAUCUCCACCGGAACCCUUUUGAAAACUGUUCCGGUUUAGCUCAGUUGCAAACCGGAACCCUUUUUGGAACUGUUCCGGUUUGGUUUUUUUUAUUUUUUUUUUAAUUUUUUUUUUUUAAAUUUUUUUUUCAGGAAAAUGCGUACACUUGGACCAGACGGGAGACCACAUUCCCGCCGCCGCCGCGACGAAGCUGGUUCCUCUAACCCACCACCACAGCCAGUUGGAUAUCCUGGUGGACCAUCAGAUUUAUCUUUACUUGUUCGAUAUCAAGACCAUGUUGCUCGCCGGUUAUGGUACGGAGAGGAAAGAGGCUCUAAAAAGGAGCUUAAAGUUGCUGGGCACGGGACGAAGCUCCAGGAGAGAGUGCCUCAGCAGCUCCCACCUGAGAUUGAGGCUAUCGUGUCUAAGUCAGGUCUGGCUUCUCUUCAGAGAACUAGCCUGACCAAGAUAGACGUUAAUCUCGUCUCAGCAUUUGUGGAGAGGUGGCAUGUUGAGACUUCGUCAUUUCACAUGCCAUUUGGUGAAAUGACGAUUACUUUAGAUGAUGUUGCGUGCUUGCUCCAUUUGCCUAUCAAUGGUAUGUUCUGGUAUCCUGAUGAGCAUGUCACAGAGCAGGUGGCUGUUGAUCUUGGCUGUGAGUUAUUGGGAGUGGAUAGACAUGCCAUGGCUGUACAUGUGCGUUCUUGCAGGGGAGCUUAUUACUCACUGCAGUGGCUGUAUGACAGAUUCGUGCAGUACCGUGCUGCUGGUAGUUGGACUUACGCGACCAGGGCAUAUCUGAUGAUGUUGGUAGGUUCUACCAUUUUUGCGGAUAAGACAUUUACCCUGGUUGAGGCCCGAUAUUUGCUAUUGUUUAGAGAUCUACGUGGGCUUGGUUCAUACAGUUGGGCAUCAGCGGCACUGGCCACUCUUUAUCGCCACCUUGGGGAUGCAUCUAUGUUUAGUUGCAAGCAGCUCGGUGGAUAUCCUACUCUUCUACAGUGUUGGAUACAUGAGUACUUUCCUACUCUGGGAAGGAAAGGAGAAAAUUGGCGGUCAGACAACCAAGGGCUUCCGAGGGCGAUGAGAUGGUUCUACAGACAGGGGGCCAUCAAGGUGGAUGCAUAUAGACCGAUAUUGGAUGAGCUGACACCUACAGACGUCAUAUGGCGUCCAUUCGAGGAUCAUCGACCUCAUAUUGCUUUUAACGAGCUAUCUUUAUACAGAGGUUUCCUUGUUUGGGGUGACAUACAUGUGUUGUACUUACCCGAUAGGUGUCUUCGCCAGUUUGGUAUUCGCCAGUAUAUCCCGCCUGCACCUCCUGCUGAUACGCUCAGCAACGAUGAGAUUGCUGUGGAGUGGAUUGGUUAUCACCAGAGCGUGACAGAUGUGAUUAGAGGUACGGAGGCGGUGGGAUACCCUCAUGAGACGGUGGAUGGAUAUUUAGAGUGGUAUUACCGUGUGUCUCAUCCUCAGGUUGUGCCGCCCCCACCUAGUGAGCGUAGAGAGGUUCCAGUUCCUGUCUUUAAUGCAGGACCAGCUGAUCCAGAUUGGGCUCGUGCCUCCACACUGGUUCGCCGUUAUCUCCGGCAGGUAGAGGCCGAGGAGGAUGAUGUCGCGUAUGCUGACUUAUUUGAGGUGUUGCGCAUCGCCGAUGAGCAUUGACUAUGUUAUAUUUUAUUUUAGAUAUUACAUUUUGGAUAAUUUUAUGGUGCAUUCUGGAUUAUAUUUUGGAUUCUAUAGUUGAUUUUAGUCUUUUGUUUUAUUCUAUAUUUUAUUGUAUAUUUUGGAUUAUAUUUUAUUCUAUAGUUUAGAUUCUAUUUGGAUAAGAUAUCUUAUUUGGAUAAGAUAUUAUGUGGAUAAGAUAUUGUGCGGAUAAGAUUGCCCUCAUGGCCUAUAAAUAGGACCUCCUAGUGUUGACACAAAAUAUCAUAUUUUUCAGAAUGUCUCUUGGUAAUUUUAUGGUUGACACAAUUGUUUUCUAUACUGGAACUAAGGAACCCAUGAAGCUUUCAAUACCUAACGAUUGCGGGAGACUCGAGUCACUUAAAAGUUGGGUGAAAGAAGAGUUGCCAGAAACUGAUAACCGAGUGGUGACUAAAAUCUGGUAUCGUGAAAAUUGGAACAUGGAUGUUGAUGGAAGGAUAAGUUAUAAUAUUGUGGAGUUGAAAUGUGAGGAUGUUCUGAAGAUGCUGGUGCGCCCAGAAUCGUCUGCAAGAGUCUAAUGCUUUAAUGUUUUAUGUUAUUGUUAUCAUGUUCUAUGUUUUAAUGUUCUAUGUUAUUGUUAUCAUGUUUUAAUAUUCUAUGUUAUUGUUAUCAUGUUU
Vicia villosa (hairy vetch) is the source of this 2750-nucleotide messenger RNA. RefSeq names its product protein MAIN-LIKE 1-like. Gene Ontology annotation, biological process: meristem development; meristem maintenance. NCBI's taxonomy places the organism in Eukaryota, Viridiplantae, Streptophyta, Magnoliopsida, Fabales, Fabaceae. The record is from RefSeq and is a predicted model, not a curated record. The coding region runs from base 583 to 2091 and encodes 502 amino acids. The transcript has 3 exons.